This is a messenger RNA of Ectocarpus sp. CCAP 1310/34, 1214 nucleotides long. NCBI's taxonomy places the organism in Eukaryota, Phaeophyceae, Ectocarpales, Ectocarpaceae. The record is from the annotation of a GenBank genome assembly.
CGCCGCGCACAAGCAGUGUGCAGUGUGCAAAGACAGCAACUCCGCCGACUACGUUGAACUCCGGAGCUCCGGAGAGCUCAGGAGAAAGGCAACCGUUGGGUGCAAGCCCGCACGCGCACUUCGUUGCUGCCACACGGCCGGGCAGCACGGGCAGGACGGCACGCGUCCGUCAAUUGUCCGCUGACCGCCAGUGAUCGACCGCACAACAGGAAUCAUGAGGGUCGCCUAUCGACGGCGACAUGCCGGUCCAGACGGCCAAAUCCCCGACUUCCUGCGGAGCGAGUUAAAGUCCGGUGCAUGGGAACGAACAGCUUGCGCAUUUCAUGCAGAACUUCCAAAACGAGGAGAGCGGUUUCUUUCGGGAGAUGAUCGCGCGAUGGACGAUAUGGAUGGAUAUGCAUCAGCAUCUCCCGUACAGCAUGGCGAGGCUAGCUUGCAGUUCGUUCUUUGAGGGCAAGUGGGCGGGAUCGGAGAAGGCGUUUGAACAUGCUGUUGGCCAGGAGUAUGCGCGGGCUUCUUUGCUGGCGCUUUGGCCUGAACUUUACGAGGGCGCGGAGUGGGUGGGGUGGGACGAGGAGCACGAAUAUCUCGAGAUUUUGAGGGAUGACCUCUCGGAGGCCGAGACAACGGAGGAGAAAGAUGAGUUGACGUUUGGCAUGUUUUCGAAGUUGAAUGCAAGUGCUGAGUUCAGGGGAGAAGUGGAGAGGUAUGCGCUGUCUGCACGCGAGAAGAAGGAGAUUGUAGUCGACGACGAUGCCGAAAACCAGGCACCGAGGGUCUCUGGCUUUGAUAUGAUUUGGUCCUUCCCCCUCCUGUACGAAUGGGCGUGCCAUGCCAUUUUGUUUGCCCCGAUCCACCAACAACUCGUCGAGAGUGAUUUCUCAACGUUCGACACGUGCACCCAGAAACAUGACUCUAGAGAGAUUGAUAUCGUCCGCCUUGGGCAGUUCCGCUCAAGCCAUUCUAGGAGAGUACAGCGAUUGUAUGCCACCAACAAAGAAAUUCGGCAGGCGGGAGACAAGGCAAUUGCUGUAGCGAGAGAGUUGAAAAAGAGUGCCGCCCACGCAAUCCCAAAUGAACGGCAGCUCCGAAAACGGACCCAUGACACGAAGCAGUUUUUGAGGGACCAGAGUGAGAAAUCAAAGCAUGGCAGCAACUGAGUUGUUAGGAGCGUGCUCGAGGAGGAGAUGUCGUCUGAAGAGUCUGAGUCUGAG